Molecule: messenger RNA, 2042 nt
Organism: Rattus rattus (black rat)
Lineage: Eukaryota; Metazoa; Chordata; Mammalia; Rodentia; Muridae
Product: transmembrane protein 132D
Exons: 4
Coding region: 39-1850 (603 amino acids)
Source: RefSeq, a predicted model, not a curated record
CUGACAGAUGUGACUACGUCUUCGUCAAUGGGAAGGAGAUGAAGGGCAAGGUGAAUGUGGUUGUCACCGUCACCUACCAGCACCUGAGCAGCCCCCUGGAGAUGACAGUGUGGGUGCCACGGCUACCCCUGCAGAUCGAGGUCUCAGACAUGGAGCUAAACCAGAUCAAGGGCUGGCGGGUCCCCGUUGUCUCCAACAAAAGGCCAGCUCGGGACAGUGAGGAGGAAGAGGAUGAUGAGAAGAGGGGCCGAGGCUGCACCCUUCAGUACCAACACGCCAUGGUGCGAGUCUUGACCCAAUUCGUGGCUGAGGCGCCUGAUCCCGGGGGACACCUGGCCCACCUGCUGGGCUCUGACUGGCAGGUGGACAUCACGGAGCUGAUCACUGACUUCAUGCAGGUGGAGGAGCCCAGGAUCGCUAAGCUGCAAGGAGGGCAGAUCCUGACUGGCCAGGAGCUGGGCAUGACCACUAUCCAGAUCCUGUCCCCUCUGUCGGAUGCCAUCCUUGCUGAGAAGACCAUCACCGUGCUGGAUGAGAAGGUGACCAUCACAGACCUCGGGGUCCAGCUGGUAACGGGACUGUCACUAUCCCUGCAGCUCAGCCCUGGGAGCAACAGAGCCAUUUUUGCCACUGCGGUGGCUCAGGAACUUCUGCAGAGGCCCAAACAGGAAGCGGCCAUCAGUUGUUGGGUACAGUUCAGCGAUGGCUCUGUCACACCCUUGGACAUUUAUGAUGAGAAGGACUUCUCCCUGAUGGCUACGUCCUUGGACGAGAAGGUUGUCUCCAUCCUCCAGGACCCCAAAUUCAAGUGGCCUAUCAUUGCUGCGGAAAACGAAGGACAGGGGGCCCUGGUGAAGGUCGAGAUGCUGAUCAGCGAGUCUUGUCAGAAGUCAAAGCGGAAGAGCGUGUUGGCUGUGGGAACAGCCAGCAUCAAGGUUAAAUUUGGACAGAACGAUGCGAACCCCAAUGGCAGUGAGAGCGGACAUCUUGGGGCUGGGCUUCAUGUGGAGAAUAUCAAUGACAGGAGAUCCAAAAAGCCUUUUCAGGAAUGGGGGAGCCCCGAGGGAGCAUACUACAGCAGCUCAUCCAUGGGACUCAUGGAAGGAUGGGGCAGUACAACUAAGAGGCCAACCUUCCCGAAGAAGGAAGGCCAGGAAAACCUGUUAGAUGACAUCAUCCUCUCGCAGACCAUGGCCACAGAUCUCACCAGCUUCCCAGACCAGGUGGACCUCCCUGGGAGCAACAUGGGCACUGAGGAACAUGACCCUGAUCAAGCAGCCAAGGGGCUGAGUGACCUCGAAAUUGGCAUGUAUGCUCUGCUGGGUGUCUUCUGCCUGGCUAUCUUGGUGUUCUUAAUUAACUGUGUGACCUUUGCCCUGAAGUACAGGCACAAACAGGUUCCCUUUGAGGAGCAAGAAGGUCUGAGUCACUCUCACGACUGGGUUGGGCUGAGCAACCGGACAGAGCUCUUGGGGAACCAUCUGAACUUCGCCUCCUCCCAGGAGGAGCAGAUCACUGCCAUUGACAGGGGUCUGGACUUUGAGGAGAGCAAACUCCUUCUCAGCUCAAACUCUCAGAACAGCAUCAACGGACAGCUGUUCAGGUCCACAGGAGCCAUGCUCACAGAUGACAAAGAACAGAAGAGCGAACCCCCUACGUCCCCUACCUCCAAAAGGAAAAGAGUGACAUUUUCCACCUUCUCCGCCAUCUCCUCAGACGACGGGUGUCCUUCUGGGAACACCAUGGUGUUGAGUAACGAGGAUGAUAUUAAGUGGGUCUGCCAGGCCCUGGAUCCUGGCGAGUGCCCAGAACCUCACAGUUGCAUGGAGCGGCUACAUGAGCACGUGUAACAGAGACACCAAUGUUGUUCUUACCUUUCAGCCUUUAACCCACUUGGGUAUGGGGAGGAGACACGCACCCAGGGGAGAAAUGAGACAAGAGGACACCACAAGGGCAGCACUGUCCAUAGAACCCUGGGAAAUGGUCGCCUCUUAGCUGGGGAGACCCGGGAUCGGUACCCACACACAGGCCAUAGUGCACGA